CCCACCCAUGGCCAUUUGAGGCAAAAGAGCUCUCCCUCCCCUCCCACCCUGGCCGGCGGCCGCAUUCCCCUUCCCCUCCUCUGCUCCGGCAAACAGGACAAGAUGGGUCGCGGCGGCAAGAAGCCCAGGGUGGAGUCGCCCGCCGCCGACGUCACUCUCGAUGACGACGUUCAGGAGGUCAAGGAAGAAGACGAAACCGGAGCCAUGGCGGUGGUGGCCGCCGGCAGCGCCGCCGCCCCGCGAGUGGAGAUCCUCGUCGAGUUCGACAAGUCCCUGCUGGACUGCCCCCUCUGCUCCCUGCCCCUCAAGCCUCCCGUCUUCCUGUGCCCGGCGAAGCACGCGGCGUGCGGCCCCUGCGCCGCGAACCUGGCCAGCAAGUGUCCGGCGUGCGACGGCGCGUACGAGCGCGACGAGGGGGCGUACGGCUACCUCCUGGCGGUCAGGGUGCCCUGCCCCAACCAGGCGUACGGCUGCGGGAGCUCCGUGGUGUACUGCAUGGCGGGCGACCACCGGCUGGUGUGCCCGCACGCGCCGUGCCGCUGCCCGGAGACCGGAUGCGGCUUCCUCGGCGCGCCGCCCGCUCUCCGCGUCCACCUCGCCGAGCGCCACGCGUGGCCCGUGACAAACAUCGCGUACGGCUCUGUGCUGGAGGUCCAGAUGCAGCCCGCGGAGCAGGGGCAGCGGCUGCUGGCCGCGGAGGACGGGGAGCAGCUGUUCCUGCUCGUGGCGAGCGAGCGCGGCGUCAAGGUGGUGCGCGUCACCGUGGCCGCGGACGAGGACGGCCCAUCGGCGUCAUGGUACAGGUGCAAGGUGUGGGUGCACGCGCCCGUGGACACGGACACCGGCCACAUGGACGUCCUCAUGCUGGACGCCAAGGUGGAGAGCUGCGCGGUGCCCUCCGAGGAGGCGGCCUUCGGCGCCGGUGGCAGGUACCUGCCGGUGCCGCCUGACAUGCCGUCUGACAUCCGUCUCCGCAUUGACAAGCAGGUCAAGGCGAGCAGGAGCCCCCGUUCCCGUGCCUGAGUGGCUUGCCAGCUUCGGUUCUUUAUCCCUUAUCUAUUAAGUACGUAUAUAUAUCUACCAUGGUUAGACAUUGGCGAUUUGGUAGUGAACUCUGAACUGGUGGUAGUGAUCGUCUGAUCGAAGUUUGGACCUUGGCUGGGAUUUGAUUGGUUUUGUCCAUGGCAAUGUUUCCCAAUGUAUCGCGUAGGCUAUAUACGCAACUGAUCAUACUUGGCCUGUUCA
This is a messenger RNA of Triticum aestivum (bread wheat), 1245 nucleotides long. Its product is annotated as E3 ubiquitin-protein ligase SINA-like 5. The transcript is spliced from 2 exons. Bases 103 to 1023 code for a protein of 306 amino acids. The record is from RefSeq and is a predicted model, not a curated record. Lineage: Eukaryota; Viridiplantae; Streptophyta; Magnoliopsida; Poales; Poaceae. Gene Ontology annotation, molecular function: zinc ion binding.